This is a messenger RNA of Diachasma alloeum, 1506 nucleotides long. RefSeq lists its product as uncharacterized. NCBI's taxonomy places the organism in Eukaryota, Metazoa, Arthropoda, Insecta, Hymenoptera, Braconidae. The coding region runs from base 1 to 1506 and encodes 501 amino acids. The transcript is spliced from 2 exons. The record is from RefSeq and is a predicted model, not a curated record.
AUGGGUAGCAGUCUUCAAAAAUUAGCAAAUUAUCUUGAUGAUGUGCAUAAAGAAAGCACUAAAAAAUACCAACCAGAUCCCAUCAAAUUCAAUCUUCUGUGCAGAAAGGGAGUAUUCCCCUAUGAAUAUAUUGAUGAUUGGAGUAAAUUGGAUGAAACGAAAUUACCAGAGAAAGAAGCGUUUUAUUCAAAACUGAUGGAUGAGCAUGUAUCCGAUGAAGAUUAUCAGCAUGCUCUGAGUGUGUGGAGACAAUUUGAUAUUAAAACAUUGGGGGAGUAUUCAGAUCUUUAUCUACAGACUGAUGUCUUAUUGCUAGCUGACAUUUUCGAAAAUUUCCGUCACAAUUGCCUCUCUACAUAUGAGUUGGACCCUUUGCAUUAUUAUACAGCACCUGGUUUAGCCUUCGAUGCUAUGUUGAAGCAUACAAAGGUGAGUUUGGAGCUUCUUACAGAUACAGAAAUGAUUUUAUUCAUUGAAAAAGGUAUCAGAGGUGGGGUAUCUCAGUGUGCAAAUAGAUAUGCUCAUGCUAAUAAUCCAUUUAUGGGGGAGAAACUCUAUGAUUCAUCUACAGAAACAUCAUAUUUAAUGUAUUAUGAUGUGAACAAUUUGUAUGGGGCUGCUAUGUGUAUGAGCCUGCCUCGUGAUUCAUUUGAGUGGAUUGAUCCUUCUUCUGUGGAUAUUCUGAAUAUUCCUGAUGACUCGCCAAUUGGAUACAUUCUUGAAGUUGAUUUGGAAUAUCCGAACGGACUACAUGAUUUGCAUAAGGAUUUCCCUCUCUGCCCAGAGCAUUUAAUCCCACCAGGAAGCAAACAUGCAAAAUUAGUGACAACACUUUUCCCGAAGGAGAACUAUAUGAUCUUCGAUGAUGAUAUGGUUAUCAUUGAAAUGAAUCGGACGUCAGUGUACUUCAAGAAACCCAUCUACGUUGGAUUUGCCAUCCUCGAUUUAUCGAAAACGGUUGUGUAUGACUUCCAUUACAACUAUGUCAAAACUCAAUUUGGGAGCACCGCGAAAUUGAUGUACACAUAUAUAGAUAGUUUAUUGUAUUUGUUCAAAGUACCCAAUAUCUAUGAGUGUGUUAAACGAGACAUACACAUGUUCGAUACCUCUGACUACAAAGAGGAUAAUGUUUAUGGAAUGCCGCUAGCAAACAAGAAAGUAUUGGGUCUUAUGAAGGAUGAGAAUAAUGGUAAAAUCAUGGUUGAAUUUGUGGGAUUGCGAGCGAAGACAUACACAUUCAGGAUGUUGGAUGACGAAAAAGCUAAGAAGAAAGCUAAGGGUGUUAAAGCUGCUACACUCAGGAAAAUCACUUUUAAUGACUAUAAGAACUGUCUCCUCAAUAAUGAGCAUGUUGUGAAAGAUCAAUAUUUGAUCCGGAGUAAGAAACAUGAGGUGCAUACAAUCCGUCAGAAGAAAUUAGCAUUGAGCUGGGAAGAUGAUAAGCGUAUGAUUUCUACGAACAUGAUAGAUACCUUACCUUGGGGGUAUACUAAACCAAGUGUAUAA